AUGUCUCCUCCUGCUCUCCCCAACCUUCGCAUCCACAUCAUCGGCGCCGGCAUGGGCGGCAUGGGCACUGCCCUGUCCUGCGCCAAGAAGGGCUUCACCGACAUUCACGUCUGGGAGGCCGCUCCCGCUCUUGGUGAGGUCGGUGCCGGUAUCAACAUUCCCCCCAACCUUGCCCGCGUCCUCGACAACUGGGGUGUUCUCCAGUACUGCAACGGCGAGGGUGUGGCCAUGACCAAGGCCAACGUUCUUGACUGCGCCACCGACGAGAUCCUCACCUCGGUUUCGUACGACACCUACAUGGAGCAGGAGUACGGCUACCCCUUCGUCACUGUUCACCGCGCCGCUCUCCAGCGUGCCCUCAUCAAGGGUGCCGAGGACUCGGGUGUUGUGAAGCUCCACCUCGGCAACUUUAUCACCGACUACGACUUUGACAACACCAAGUUCAAGGUCAAGCAGGGCGAGUCGGGCGAGCCCGAGUGGGUUCAGGCCGAUGUCCUCAUCUGCGCCGACGGUGUCAAGUCGAAGGCUCGCGAGGCUAUGAUGGCUCGCAAGGGCGUCCAGGACGACGUUGAGGACACCGGACAGGCCGCUUACCGUAUCAUGGUCCGCCGCUCGGCCAUCAACGAGGACCCCGAGCUCGUUCCCUUCUUCACCGGUACCGAGUCGUACCGCUGGAUCGGCGAGAAGCGCCACAUCAUUGCCUACCCCAUCGAGAACGGUGACCUGUUCAACAUGUCGACCACCCAGCCCGACCGUCACUUCGUUCAGGCCGACACCUGGACUGCCGUUGGCUCCAAGGACGAGAUGCUCAAGACUUUCCACGACUUCUGCCCUCGUGUCCAGAAGCUCCUCAACCUCGUUCCCGAGGGCGAGGUUCUCGAGUGGAAGCUCCGCAUCCACGAGCCCAUUGCCCAGUGGGUCGACAACAACACCGCCCUUGUCGGCGACGCCUCGCACCCCACUCUCCCCCACAUUGCCCAGGGCGCCGCCCAGGCUGUUGAGGACGCUGCCGCUCUCGGUGUUGUGCUCGCCCGCAUCACCAAGAAGGAGGACGUCCACAAGGCCCUCGAAGUGUACCAGGCCAUCCGCAAGCCCCGUACCGACUGGGCCGUCCGCACCGCCUCGGCCAACUCGAAGGGCCUGCACACCCAGGACAAGGACUCGCGUAACGCGGCCUUCGCCACCGCCAGCGACGGCUCCAACCCUGACAAGAUGAUCUCGCGCGAGACCCACGACACUCUGUUCAUGUACGACGUCCAGAAGGAGACUGAGAACGCCUUUGACGAGCUCUUCGCCAAGGCCAUUUAA
Molecule: messenger RNA, 1308 nt
Organism: Apiotrichum porosum
Lineage: Eukaryota; Fungi; Basidiomycota; Tremellomycetes; Trichosporonales; Trichosporonaceae
Exons: 3
Coding region: 1-1308 (435 amino acids)
Biological process (GO): secondary metabolite biosynthetic process
Molecular function (GO): FAD binding; monooxygenase activity
Source: RefSeq, a predicted model, not a curated record